This is a messenger RNA of Funneliformis mosseae, 176 nucleotides long. NCBI's taxonomy places the organism in Eukaryota, Fungi, Glomeromycota, Glomeromycetes, Glomerales, Glomeraceae. The record is from the annotation of a GenBank genome assembly.
ACACAUUAAGUAUUGAAAUAGAAUUAGAUAAUGAAGAAGUUGUAGUACCAAAUGAAGAAAUCAACUACAUAGUACCAAAUGAAGGAAUCGACUAUGAAUUAUCAAAUGAAGGAAUCGACUAUGAAAGUGAUUAUGAGAUGCCAAUUGAAAUUGAAACUGAUUCUGAAAUCUUAUGA